This is a messenger RNA of Procambarus clarkii (red swamp crayfish), 5065 nucleotides long. It is a transcript of the gene MrgBP, whose product is annotated as MRG/MORF4L binding protein. Gene Ontology annotation, cellular component: nucleus; NuA4 histone acetyltransferase complex. The record is from RefSeq and is a predicted model, not a curated record. NCBI's taxonomy places the organism in Eukaryota, Metazoa, Arthropoda, Malacostraca, Decapoda, Cambaridae. Gene Ontology annotation, biological process: regulation of transcription by RNA polymerase II.
UUUGUGCGCUGCCACCGCCGCCGCCGCCACCACAACACCGCUACUGGUGGUUGGUGUUAUAGUGAAGAAAAUGACUGAAAUUGAAUGGAAUGUGGAAAAUGAGAUCCAGCUCUUUUAUGCCAUGAUGGGCCACAAACCAGUGGGUGUGAAUAAACACUUCCAAAUGAUGUUUAUCCAUAACAAGCUCAGCUCCUCCCUGAACUGCGAGCUCUCAACACGGACUAUAUGGAGUAAACUGGAAACUUUAUAUGAUAUGGCAGCUUUGGAUGAAUCUGACAAGCUACCAUUCCCAAACGAUGAAAACGAAUUUAAUUUACCGGAAGUAGACUUUUCUGAUCUGCUUGAUGAACGAAGUAAACCUGAAUUAAAAGAAGAAACCAAAGAAAGAGAGGAAAAGGAAAUUAGAGCUCGAGGACGACCACCAAAGAAAGACCCCGGGGACAAGUUGGAAUAUAAGGAUGAAGGAGUGAAGCGUGAACGUGCGCGCGAACUGCGAGACGAAGAAGACGAUGCCCCAAGACGGCCAGGAAAAAGGGGACGGGAUUCUAAGCCGUCUUCUCCAGCACACACUCCUUCACAAAAUAAAAGACGUAGGAAUUGAUUACAUUGUGUUGUCACUCCUCACAUUACACACAAAAAUUACCCAAACACCGGUUAAUCAAUUGCCCUGGUUAGUGAUACAAAUGCUUAAGUAACUCCAUAAUUUUUCAGUUUGCAAACUUGAGAUAGCCUCUGUAGUUAAUUUGGUUUGUAGAAUGAAAAAAGUAUAUAGAAAUCUGGUUUUGUAUUAUUAGUUUGUAAUCAUGAUAAAAUUUUAAUACCAUAUAACACAGGCAGUCCCUCAAUUUGUGCAGAUAUUACUUUCAUGUAAAUAAAAUGCUGACUAAAUCCAACUUAAAAGGUACAAUACAGUAAGUAUAUAGGAAAAAUACAAUUUUGCUCUAGAGUUAUCCAAUAUUCAUGCUUUACCCAAUAAAACAUCUACUUAUAUAAAUACUAAUAUUUAAUAUUCCCCCCUCAUUUCCAGCAAUAAAUAUACAGUAAAUAGCACAUAAUAAUGUCCAAAAUACUUGGGUGGAAUGAUGCAUCAAUAUAAUCCAAAAAGUUCAUAAAACACAAGACUGGAGCAUGUAUAGGAGCUCAACACACUGUUGAGAAGGCAGCACACUUGCAAAGUCUGUGUAAAGCUGUGUUAGUUCACACACUCAAUGCACAUACAGUACUGUUCAAAUUCACCCUUCACACUUUGAAACUUGGCAAUAAAUUGCUAACCUGCAAACCACCAAAUGUACAUUUCCAGUACCAUGCAAAUUGAGGACUGCCCAUAUAAAAUCUUUUCGUUUUUUGAAGUAUUUGAUAAUCAGAGAUCCUGACAUUUUAUUUAACUUAAAAGGCAUCAUAAGCCAUCUUAGGUAAUUUUGUAACAAUGAAGAAAAAAUAUUUGUAAUUGUUUUUAGAAAGUCCAAUAUGUAAGUAAUGUGAACCUUUGCAUUCAUUACAUAAACACUCGUGUAAUUGGCUAAAUCAAAAAUAUUCUAUAAUAUUUUUAGUAAAAUAUUACUUAUUAAUUUUUAUAGAUCUUGUGUAAAAUUAGUAUGUACAAUAAUUGUACUUGCUGCAGUCUUUAACUGAAAAAUGAUAGGGAAGGUUUAUCUGUCUUGUAUACAUUUAAAUGACAGAUGUAUACUUUUUUUAUAUAUAUAGAAAUUUCAUAUUUAGCAUUAUGACAAAAGUAAUAAAGUUGUUUUGAAUUAUAAAACUUGCCAUUAUAGAAGAAAGUUAAGCAUCACUAAAUGGGCAAGUUAAUUUAGACGACUAUAUAUUAUUUGUAGAUAUUUGUAUUUAUUUUCAUAUAAAUCAUACAAAAUAUAUGGGGUGUGAGCACGCAUCUGUCGGAGAUUUACUACCCAAUAGUUGUCACAUUUCGUGACUCGGUAGUAAGUGGGUGAGAAGCAUUAGUAAAGGCCUGAAGUCUUGAUGUGGGAUAUCUUGUCUGCAUGUGAUAGUCCAGGCUGUGUUGGUAUCCAGACUCAAAUUGUUUUCAGUGUGUACAAUAAUUAUGUAGUAUAUAUUUGAAGAUGCUUUAUAAAUUUUUCUAUUUUGAAACUUUGUUUCCUCUGGCAUAUUGCCAUCUUCAAAGGGAAGGCCAUUUGCAGAAUCUUUCUUUGAUAUUUUAAAAUGUUGACCAGAGAAUAUUACACAACUGAUUUGGUUACUUAUAUCUGAAACGAGAAACUUAAACUUUUGAGAAGAUUAUGCAAUAAAAAUUAUGGGAAUAUUAAUGGUAUGUAUUGGCAGAUAUCAGCAGGCCAGCCCUACCUUACUUCUGCAAAUUGUGUGCAUGUUACUGAUUGUUAUGAAGAUGGAUUUGUAGAAUAUUGUAACUAAUUGGGAGCAGUGUCGUGCAGUAUUUAUAAUAUUCUAGAAUUAGUGUCAUCUGCAGAUAUGGCAAGUUUCUCACCAGUAUUAGGAAUUGACAGGCUGGUCUUAAAGUGUCCAUUCCAGAAGGCUGACAGUAUAAUUUAGUUGUGGCAUUGAUUCAACCACUGGGCCACACUCCUUAAUUCUCUCAUAAUAAAGCAUUCAGUUAUGAAAUUUCUGCUAAGUUAACAUAGAAUUACUAGUAAUUUAUUUCCCUAGAAUUUGUUUCUUUCAUUUUGUCAUUUGGAUAGAACUACUGUACUUUUAAAAUUUUGCAUCACAGAUUUUCACUCAAAAUUGUUUGCAACUAGUGAUUUGGUUUUCAUGGAAAUUGUUAUCUGAAGCAGAAAAAACUUUAGGUUGAAGUGACUACUUUUAUGUGUGGAAUAAAUAAACAACGCAUUUACAUUUCUGAGAUAAUGACAGCAAACUUAUUUCAGUCAUUUUGAACAUUGCGCUGAUAUUUUUCCACCCCAAGAAAAUUAAAAAUAGCGUGAUUAUAAAGUAAUGCUUUCCUCUUAUUUUGGACUUGGCAAUUACUUUGGAGGAAAACAUAAUUGUAUGGUUAACCCAGCUUUAUAUGUGAUUGGAGAGGGAAAGUGACAAUUUAACUUAAGAGAACGUUUUGAACGUAACGUCUGCAAGUCAUAACUGGAUGUUUGGCUUUAUAGUGCACUCCAGUACACUUGUGCCAUAAUAGAAGUGAGUAGAGAGAAAGAGAGAGAAUACUGUAAUGUAAUAACUGUCCAUUGUAUAAAGGACUGUUAAAUCUGGUAGGUAUUGAUGUUUUUUUACUACUAAUUAUGAAAGAGGAGAGUGAUGGUGCAAUUGAAUUUGAAUGAUAUCUUAAGGCGAGUGGUUUUUGUUAGUUUGUUGUGUAAAAUAUUUAUAUUUGAAAGUGCUGUACCAUUUAUAAUAAAAAGAAUAACAUUGGUAGUAAAUAGCAAUUGUGGAAAUUAAGUAAUGUUUGGUAUUGCUGAAUAAAGACUAUUUACCAUUCCAUUAUGCAAUGUAAAGUUGAACUGCUAUGUAUAAUAUUUGCAUAGUGAUGUUGAGUAUUGUAUCUUGCUAAUAUUCGUAAGUCAUAAAAGCAUACAUAUAUUGGCAUCCUGAACGAUAUCUCAAGACUUUUUUAAUAUUCUGCAAGACGGUGCAAGAAUAUAUAGUUUCCUGGGCUUGGCACCUUUGCUAGUUAGUUCUUAAACCGUUAUUUGAGAUAUAUAAAUUGAGAACACUUAUAGGCGAAUUGACUAAACUCAGAGCUAGACUUGAUAUAUACUGGUGAUCUUUGUAUAAAUCUGUUAAAGCCAUGUUUUGGUAGUAUCUUUGUUAAGGUUUCUCCACCAGAGCCUAGUGCAGCAUUAAGCAGGCAGCAGUGUACUGUAUUAUUAUAAAUUGUUUAUACACUUGAAUGGCAUGUGUUAUGCAAGAGUCUCUGCCAUACAUACCAACACACCAGUCUGUGAAGUAACAGUAUUACUGUAUAUCUAUAUGCGAGUUAUGCAUUCUGAGGCAACCUCAACAUAAACAAAAUGAACACACAGAAUGAACGUAAAGUUGUAUUGGGAAAAUAGUGAUGCAUUGGAGACCUCUAGCGUCUACUUUCUUUGUACAUUCACCAAAGAUGUAAAUGAAAAUAAAAAAACAUUUAUGAAGCAUAAUGUAGUUUGUGCUUUUAUCUUGGAGUGUAUAGCUGUCAUUGCACAAUGUUUGCAAGGUAUCAUGACAAAAAAAUUUAAUAAUAAGGGAAAAAAACAUGAAACUCAUGUCAACUUGGUGAACUUACUUGGUGAAUGAUGCAUCAUGUAUAGUGAAUGUUGGUGUUAUAAUUCUUGUGUAUAGUCAAUUUUUGGUGUUAAAAGCCAAUCUUACGUAUAGUCAAUUUUGCAUGUAGAGGAUUGACUACUUGAAACCUAUCUUUCUCCUUUUUCUUGCUCAAAUUAUUUUAGAUCUUAAAAUUGUAAUGGUUUUAUUUCACCAAAUGGAGUAUUUAUUACUUUAGUCUUGGGAACAAGACUAGUGACUUUUAUUUAUUCAGUGUUGUAAAGGUAAAUAAUUAUGAAAAGAGGUAGAUUUACUGCAGAGUAAAUAUUCUUUGCUGUCCAUCUCAUAAGACAUUUCUAAAUUAAUUAUUUAAAAAUCUUGUUUGUGCAAUGGUUAGCAUUAUAUUCAAGUUCACCUACUGAUACCUGUACCCAUAUUCUGGCUUUGUCCAACUGUUGAAAGGGUACAAAUCUUGAGUGUUUACAAUUAAUCAUCUAGUGUUAACUGUAUAUAUUUGUUUCAGUUUUGUUUAAAGAAUCCAUAAAAUUCACUGUGAUUAUCACAUUUGUUAUAUUGAAUCUUGCCACUAGUUGAGAUGAGAGCUUCCUGUUUGUCAGGUAAAAUUGCAAUCCGUCAUCCAAAAAUAAUAGUAUGCAUUAUCACUAUGGAUGCAAGUACAAAAUAUGAACUGUUGCAUUUAAAAAAAAAGAUAACUUUUGUACUAUUAAUUUUGUAGAGGGCAUGAGAAAGCGGAAACAACCAAAUCUAAACACGUCUAGGCCCAGUAGAUUUGCACUUGAUGUACAAAACUAGGCCUAAGAUUGCUUGUUAAAGUCUAGGAUAGGUUUAUAGUUAUUCCACUUUUUUUUUUUUUUAUAUA